Molecule: messenger RNA, 3308 nt
Organism: Cotesia glomerata
Lineage: Eukaryota; Metazoa; Arthropoda; Insecta; Hymenoptera; Braconidae
Gene: cdm
Product: importin-13
Exons: 6
Coding region: 206-3013 (935 amino acids)
Biological process (GO): protein import into nucleus
Cellular component (GO): nuclear membrane; cytoplasm
Molecular function (GO): small GTPase binding
Source: RefSeq, a predicted model, not a curated record
AAAAAUUUUAUUUUGUAAAUUUAUUAAAAUAAUGUAACAUAGCUUCUUCAAUUUAGCUCUAAAAUUUUUUAUUUAUUUAUAAUUUUUAAUUAACUAUUGAGUUUUAUCAAGUUAUCAGAUAAAUUUAACUAGUUGCUAUUAAACCUGUGAUAGGGUUAACCUCGACAAUAACCUGGAGUAGAAUAAUAGUUUAAAUAAUUAAAAUAUGGAAAGUGAUAAUUUAUUAGCAAGCAUAGAUGAGGUCGAGAAUACAAUUAACAGAUUCUAUGCUGGAGGAGCACCACAUCUUCACAAUGUCCUUCUGCAUUUUCAAGCAUCUCCACAGGCUUGGAACCUCGUCUGGGCUUUGUUGGAUCCUUCGAGGUCAUGGAGCGCUCAAUUUUUUGCGGCUACCACUUUGCAAACCAAGAUAUUGAAGCAAUGGGAUGAAAUACCGGCUACAGAUUACCCGUUUUUAAAAAAUGAACUCCUUAGAAGAAUAGUAUCUCCAAGAACACCAAAGGUUACUGUCGCUAAAUUAUUUGAAGCUCUAGCGGCAUUUCUGUCAAAUUACUACGGUACAGAUGACAGAACUGAGAACGGCGAAAAUAAAGAAUUAAUGGAUGAUUUAUUAGGAAUGUUACCGUACAAUAAUCCUGAAACACUAGAGAUCUUACUCGGAGUAUUUCUAGCUCUUUUACUAGACGUUGAAAAAAGAAAAGGAACCAAACGUACAAAACUCCGUCAACAAUUAGGCCUAAACGAGAACCCAAGCGAGAACUGGAGCAAAUCAACCUGGCUACUAAAGCAAGUAUUCACCACCUACGCAGAGACAAUAUCCGACGAGAACAAUUUUUUCUUCAUGGCUCUAGAGUGUGCGUUGCUCUGGAUAAAAAUGUACCCUCCACUAGACUUAAUAAACCAAUUAUUCGAGCACUUUUUAAUAGCAGCAGCGCACUACGUCCCUAAAAACGACGACUUGGACGACGAGAGCCGAGGCUGGGACGUGUCCCGAGAAAUCCUGUCUACCGCAAUGAGCCAAGAAGGUCUCCUAAAAAGACCGGCUUUAUUCUGGGAGUGGACCCGAGCCCUAGUGACUCUAGCCCAGCAAAACGGGAACGUCAGCUUCGCUUCAAUCCUCACAGGCCUCGGCGAGACGAACACCCGAACACUUCUCCUAGCGUUGGUCCAGGAGACUGAUGAAUCCAAGCGCUGGACAGUGGAGACAUUAAUAAACCUGCUGAUCAGGUGCUCGGAGUACCCCGGGCGUUACGCUACUCAAGAGCGUUACAGCAGCAUUCCCUUAGGCUUCUGGUUCUCGCUCCAAGAUCACAUAUCUAUGUUAGACACUCCUCUGGACGUUCAAGUGCGCCACGCAUUGAAGCCCAUUUAUGUGAGGCUAGUUCAUGUUCAGCUUCAAAAAAUGACCUUGCCAUUGUCUCCAGAAGAAGCUGGAACCGCCGAGGAGCGAGAAGUAUUCCGGUGUUACCGCCAAGACAUCGCCGAUAAUAUGACUUAUUGUUUCAAUAUUAUUGGCCAGGAAUUGCUGGUGAUUUUAGGCCAGCGGCUCAGUCCACCGUUGAUUGAUACCUUGAAGUGGGUCGACGUUGAAGCAACGCUCUAUUCUUUUCAAGCUUUGUCAGACUGCGUGGAGACAAACGACCUGGAAUGUGUCCCAGCUUUAAUGAAUUUAAUCAUCACCGGGAUUUCUUACGACAAAUAUCCCGAUGAAGUUUUAGCUUGUGCCUGUUCAACAAUAGCAGCUUAUGCUGAGUGGUUGGGAGAGAACCCAGACCCGUGGCUCGAAAGGUCGCUCCAACUAAUAACUUACAGCUUAACUCAAAGCCCGAUAGUGCUCGCACGAGCGACGAUGGCCCUCAAGGACAUCACGCGCGAGUGUCAGGAGAAUUUAGCUACUUUAGCACCCUCCAUUCUUGAUACAAUAAGCAAGACUUUGAUGGUCCUGCCGACUGGAAGCAACGAGGGGUUGAGACUAAUGUAUGCUGCGGGUAAAUUAAUAAACGCUUUGAGGACUACUGAGGAACAGCUGCAGUACCUAGAUGCGACUCUUGGGCAGUGUGUUUUAAAACUCCGCGAGCUCUUGCAGAAUCCUGUUCUAGAAUUUAAAGAAAAUGUUACAACGCAGCUCAGGAUGGCGACUAUGUUCUUGUCUACGCUGGAAGGAGCUAUGGGAAAGUCGGUACUUGAUGGACUGAUGCCGACUUUUAAUCAGAUUGUCGCGCAUCCGGAGUUGAGUCAAAAUGAUGUGGUCUUGGAUGCUAUGUACAAUUGCGCGCAAAGGGCCUUGCAGUGUCUCUUGCAUCCGGAGAAAGAUUCCAAGUCUUUGUUGAAGUUGCUGGUUGAUGCUUAUAAAAUUAGACCUCAUCCAGCGGCGUUGCAGUUGCUCAGGCAAGUUGUUCUGCUGUUUGGGACGGAUUCUAAUAAUACUAUGGGCCCGAUUUUUGCGGAAAUUGGAGGACAUACUCUGAGUGGUUUGGAUUCUUGCAGCUCUUCUGGAGGGAAUUUGUCAGACUUUGGAGACUUGCUGGAAGCUUACUUGGGUUUGUUAGGACAAAUUUGUAAAAAGACACCUAAAUUAAUGCUACAAGUUCCUGAAUAUAUCAGCAAUAUGUUGAGAUGUGGAAUAGUUUCUCUAGGUCUUCCAGAAACAGCAGUGAUAAAAGCUGCUGCUACUUUCUUGAUACACGCAAUAGCACAAAGUCAAAUUUCAUCGUAUGUUGAAAAUGUUGGAGCUGAGCUUGUUGCCAUGAUAAUGGAUUGUAUUGGAGGUAAAGUGGCGCGCAGCAAUCUUGAGCAUCAUUCUCAAGUACUGCACGCAUUAAAUAAUUAUUUCAAAAAAAAUAUCGGUGCUUGGAUACGUUCCGCAUUAGAGGAAGGAGUUUUAUCAUCCCUCACACCAAGCCAAAAAGAAACUCUUACUCGCAGUAUUUUAGCAGAGCGCAAUAAAGGCCGGCUGAGUGAAAUGUUACAAAAAUUUAGUUUAGAAUAUUCAAAGCCCGUCGUCGGGCUUUAGUUUUUAUUUAAAACACAAAUGGUUUAAUCGAAUUUUUUUAUCGAAUUUUGUAAUUACAUUUUUUUUUAUUUAGUUUUAAUCAGCGACGGCUGUGUAAGAUUUAAAACAUUACUUAUUUAGAGAAUUUUAAACAUGUGAUUUAUUGUUCAUUGUAAAUGAUUUUUUUUAUACAUAUUGUGAAAUUAUUUUCCAUUGAAAAUAUGCCAUAUUAAUUAAUUAAUUCAUUAUAAAUUUUAUUUAUAGAGUAAUGUAAAAAACUAUUCUUGUAUGAUCACAAUAAAUCUUUAAAUAUUAA